AUGAGAGACAACGCUACGCCACACGGUGGCGAAAUUCACACGGCUAAUUACGGACGCGAGCACUUCGUGCCGGAUCCUAUGAUAAUGACCCGCUCCUCCGAGGAGCAACCGGGUGCCAUGUUGAUGCCGCCCUUUGCCAUGAUGCCGGAAGACGUAAAGGGGUCCCCGCAGAUGCCGUACGACCUGGAGAUGCAACAGGCGUACAAGCACUACUGUAUGGCGAUGGCGGCCUCUGCUGCCGCGCAGAGGUACAAUCUUGGCGCCACGCUCGGCUACGAGUCGCUGCCCCUUAGUGCCUGGUCACGGGAGCAGUUCGGGGAGCACAUGAUGCUAAUGAAGCAACAGGAAGCUGCGGCCAUGCAGCAAGCGCGACCCUGGGCGCCAAUGUCCGCGAAACGCACUUUUAACGACAUGAACAUGAGGGAAGGAUACGGCACGACCGGCGCACGCAUGGCGUCCAUGUCGCACGCGCAGGAAAGAUCGGAUGCUCAAAAGCGACGCGCGAUGGCGGAAAUCCACAUGCAACAAAGACAGAAGCAUUUUAACACGUUUAUGCCCUGCGAUCCUCACCAAGUUGCAACGUUCGUUGGGCAAGUCGUCCCUGCAUCAGGCCAUCGUGCCAACGUUAAUUCCGCCGCCUACGGAGAGGAUGGUGAACGCAGCGCCAAGGCCAUGCAGGGGGGAGUUGCACUCAACGAGACCGUUAUUGUGGCCCCCCAGGCUCCCAUGUGCCGUAUGGAAACCAGGCUCAUAUCGACUGACGAAGGCAGCCAGCUGUCGACAGUCCCCAGCGACGCAGAAUCCGAGUUCGAGUUCAACCAAUCGUCGGCAGUCCAGACGCGAAAGAAGGCUGUGCACAGGGCAUCCUAUGCUCUGACGCGUUGUGACUCGACGCUGACCGGCACCGCUGCUGACAACGAAUACGACUGGAAGCGUUACAAGCCCAAUGAGAGCAGCCAGGAGGAAGACAAGCUCGGAUUCUCGCAGACCCUCUCUGGCAACCUGAAGCAGGACUACAUCAACUUCACGAAGCACGGCGUCCUGUCUAACGAGCUGCGUCAGGAAUACAUCCGUCGCAGCAAGCUCUAUCCCAAGGUCCGCGGGGUCUGGUUCAAUUCCACGGUGCGCCGAAUGGGAUGGGUGGGCCAGGCCUACAAGAAGUGCAAACGCAUCGAAAAGAUCUUCUCAAUCAGCAAGCACGGCUUCGACGGUGCCCGCGAACUCGCGAUCGCCUUCCGCAAUUCGCAAAAGCCGACUGGCGGAGCCUCAGCCGUCACUGAGGAUACGAUGCUCCCCAUUGACACCACCUACUCCGCAGUAACGAAUGACGACUUCGCGGUUGCCGAAACCGUUGACCCCGUCAAGACCAGAGACGCGGCCGAGUUGUACGAAACCGACGAAGAGGUUACACAACGCACUGAGGAGUUUGCCGAGCAGACGACCGAGUACGCCGAUGCCAUUGCUCAGCAGCAGGGGUUUGAUCGCCCAGGCAAACCACUUAGCCGCGAAGAUUUGGAGAGCAACGGUAACCACACGGACGAGGAACAAGAAGAGAGAGCUAACGAAGAGGCGAAUGCCACUGGCAUUCAAGAAAGCAUGUUUGACCAGUACAAGUCAAAACUGACUGAGGAGCAGCGUGAGCACCGCGACCACCUUUGCAAGGGCGCUCUCAGGCUGAUGCUCUACGAGCUCGCGGCGCUUGUCGAACUCGACGUGCCCAUCCCACGCCUCGGCCGUGAAGCCUGCUGCCGUGGCCUGAAGUACCACAUCAAUGCCCUCGAGGCCUGCAAGAGCGCAUCGGAUAUGUUACCCUACACCGCCAUUUUCGGCAGCUACAUUUGCCGCGGCAUCACCCCUGUCGACAUUCCGUUCGGGGAGCUGUACACCAUGCUGCAAGCUUUGUCUUUCUGCAGGCCCCUCGGAGGAACCUUCGACUCCGCCAUCUCAACGCCCUUCGUCGGCGAGACGGACGAUGCCAACCUAUCGGACCUGAUAGUGGUCUGA
Molecule: messenger RNA, 2004 nt
Organism: Babesia bigemina
Lineage: Eukaryota; Apicomplexa; Aconoidasida; Piroplasmida; Babesiidae
Exons: 1
Coding region: 1-2004 (667 amino acids)
Biological process (GO): regulation of DNA-templated transcription
Molecular function (GO): DNA-binding transcription factor activity
Source: RefSeq, a predicted model, not a curated record